AUGCAGCCGAUACAAUCAAUUGAGCCCAUUGAACCGGAUCAUGCCAUGGAGCCGAUUGUUAUAAGCGAACAUGACUAUGCCAUGCAGCCGGUUGAAAUAAGCGAACAUGACUAUGUUAUGCAGCCGGCUGAGUUAGUUGAUACAGUCCAAUCUGUAGAAUCGAGUGAUGUCAUCCAGCCGAUUCAACCAGUUGAACCCGUUGAACAAAGUCAACCGAGUCAUCAAACCGUUGAACAAAACCAACUGAGUGAAUGCAAUGUCGAAAUGGGUCAGCAAGCCGUGCACAAACAGGCAACGUACCCAUCUAACAUCAUGAAGGCAAUAAGAAGCUCAGGAAAGCAAUGGGUGAAGGUGGAAGAAAUAUACGAUUUCUACUACAAGAUGAAUCCGGCAUGCAAGAACUUGGACAAAACAGCGUCCAAGAAAUGGAAAAGUAGCAUCCGUCACGCGCUGUCUUCAAGCGCAAAAUUCGUUCAACGUGAGGUUACAGCCGGCAGCGAUCGAGUCAAGCAGAAACGAUUUCAAUAUGCCAUCAAUCCGGACCUGGACAAAGGGAAGAAGGCGAAAAAGCAGAAGAAAGCGAUGCCGGCCACUGAAUUUGAGUUUUAA
This is a messenger RNA of Bradysia coprophila, 609 nucleotides long. RefSeq lists its product as uncharacterized. Gene Ontology annotation, biological process: regulation of DNA-templated transcription. Gene Ontology annotation, molecular function: DNA-binding transcription factor activity; sequence-specific DNA binding. NCBI's taxonomy places the organism in Eukaryota, Metazoa, Arthropoda, Insecta, Diptera, Sciaridae. The record is from RefSeq and is a predicted model, not a curated record.